Molecule: messenger RNA, 4523 nt
Organism: Entelurus aequoreus (snake pipefish)
Lineage: Eukaryota; Metazoa; Chordata; Actinopteri; Syngnathiformes; Syngnathidae
Gene: rap1gds1
Product: RAP1, GTP-GDP dissociation stimulator 1
Exons: 15
Coding region: 585-2420 (611 amino acids)
Biological process (GO): positive regulation of GTPase activity
Cellular component (GO): cytosol
Molecular function (GO): guanyl-nucleotide exchange factor activity; protein binding
Source: RefSeq, a predicted model, not a curated record
AGCAGCCAAUGCGGUGUCUACGACUAUGAUGUCUAUGCUUUUUACAUUUAGUUCCGGGUGUUAUUUUUUUUCAGAAUACUUAAAGAGGAUAAUGUAGUUUCUGCUUUAUUGCUGCAUUUAUUCUGGAAGGUAGUUUCCGAUUUUCAUUUGACUGUUUACCCGGAACUCGAUAUUCUCACCAGUAGUUUAUUUUGAAGGUUUAAUCGGAAGCUUGCCUUGCCUUCCUUACUUUACUUUAACACUAGUGUACCUAUGAAGAUGUCCUUAUUACUAAAAUGAAUAUUCACCCUUUAUGUGGAAAUGAGAGGACAUUAGAGGUAUAAAAUAACAGUUUACAAAACGGGUGCUGUUAUUUAUUUUCCUGGAAGAAUCCUAGCCUUAGCUAGCAAGAAGCUGCCGAUAGCUGUGGAUGCUAAAAGGCUAGGCUAACUUCAUCACGUUCUGAGGGGCGUGCCGAGUCGAGCCAGGCCGAGCUGAGUAAGCUGAACUGUCUGGUCUUUUAACGCUCUUUUUGUUAACAAGUGCCCUGGACAGAUUCAACACCCACACCACUGUUUAUUUCCUGGUGCAAGCAUCCUGUCGAGAUGGACAAUCUCAGUGACGCCCUGGAGAAGCUGAAACUUGCAUCGACGGACAGCAUAACAGACAGUGUGGAGAGCUGUCUGGACUGCCUGCUGAAAGCGCUCGUCAACAAUAACACAGAGGCUAGCGCAAAGAUUCAGGAAAUGGGCAUCCUUCCAAUGCUGCCCACUAUGCUAACCCCGCAGUCAACUUGCACCCCAAAAGUCGCUAACAUCAUUGCAGAGAUGGCAAAAAACGAGUUCAUGCGCAGUGCCUGCGUUGAAGCUGGCCUCAUCCCGCCUCUCAUUCAGCUGCUAAACUCAACCGAUCAAGAAGUUCUACUGCAGACAGGACGAGCCCUCGGCAACAUCUGUUACGAUAGUCAUGAGGGCAGGAUCGCGGUUGACCUGGCAGGAGGGGCUCAAAUAGUAGCUGAACACAUUAAAACCCUCUCCCAAAAUACCGAAGUGGCAAACGAGAAGCUCUUGACAGUCUUUUGUGGCAUGCUGACGAACUAUAGCAAUGAUAACGAUUCCUUACAAGGUCAGCUAAUCAGCAUGGGUGUCAUUCCCACUCUGGUGAAGCUCCUAGGUGUCCAUUCUCACAACACUGCUCUGACCGAAAUGUGUCUCAUCGCCUUUGGGAACUUAGCCGAGCUAGAGUCAAGCAAAGAGCAGUUUGCAUCCACCAACAUUGCAGAAGAGCUGGUUUGUCUUUUUCAGAAGCAAACAGAGCACGAGAAGAAAGAAAUGAUUUUUGAGGUUUUGGCUCCUCUGGCAGAAAAUGACGUGAUCAAGUUGCAGCUGGUGGAGGCGGGCUUGGUAGAGUGUCUCCUAGAGGUGGUAGCCCAAACUAUAGAUGGAGAACGAGAGGAAGAGGUGGCCCAGUUGAAGACUGCCUCUGACCUAAUGGUGCUCUUGCUGCUGGGAGAUGAGUCCAUGCAAAAGCUGUUUGAGGGCGGAAAAGGGAGCGUCUUCCAGAGAGUUCUCUCCUGGAUACCGUCUCAUAACCACCAGCUACAACUAGCCGGGGCUCUUGCUAUUGCUAAUUUUGCCCGCAACGAUGGUAACUGUAUCCACAUGGUGGACACCGGCAUCGUACAGAAGCUACUGGAACUGCUUGACCGCCACGUUGUGGAAGGCAACGUUACUGUGCAACACGCUGCUCUUAGCGCACUACGAAAUCUAGCCAUACCUGUCGUGAACAAAUCCAAGAUGCUAUCUGCUGGAGUGGCCGACGUGGUGUUGAAGUUCUUGCAGUCCGAGAUGCCGCCGGUCCAGUUUAAACUCUUGGGGACUUUACGUAUGCUUAUUGAUACACAAGUGGAGGCAGCGGACCAGCUCGGCGCCAACACGAAGCUGGUGGAGCGUCUGGUGGAGUGGUGCGAAGCUAAAGAUCACGCCGGGGUGAUGGGAGAGUCCAAUCGACUUCUUUCUGCUCUGAUUCGACAUAGCAAGUCCAAGGUAAGACAUCAGGAGGUGGUCAAGAUGGUCAUCCAGGGAGAUGGAGUCAAGCACUUGGUAACCAUGGCGACCAGCGAGCACAUCAUUAUGCAGAACGAAGCGCUGGUGGCGCUGGGCCUUAUUGCAGCACUUGAUUUGGUUGCAGCUGAGAAGCACUUUGUGGCUGCCGACCUCGUCGCGGUUCUUCACAAGCUUUUGUCUGAUGAAAGGAGUGCACCCGAAAUUAAAUAUAACUCCAUGAUCCUCAUUUGUGCAGUCAUGGGAUCUGAGCCUCUCCACAAAGAAGUCCAGACCCGUGCAUUCAUCAAUGUGGUCUCCAAGCUCCGUUCGCACGAAAACAAGACGGUGUCGCACCAGGCUUCUCUCACUGAGCAACGGCUAACCGCCCAGAGCUAGAAUGCUUACCCAGCUCCACUCCUAUUAAUGCCUGCACCUACUUUACCUUGUACCCCCCUACUCCUCCUAUCGUCGUCAUGUGCCAAGGUACCAUGUUGCAUUAUCAACCAAACAGUUCGACACAUUUAUAUAUAAUGUAGAGCAUAAUGAAAAAAAUAAAUUAGAAGCUGUAGGAACACCACUACACUAAAAGCCAUAAUAAUGAGGUUUAUUUAUUUGGGUGAUGCGUUCAGGUCCUUCAUAAAAAGACUGUCACUCUUAACUUGUGCAUGCAACGCAAUAUAGACGACCAUAGCUGUGACGCCAUUUUGCCCAACGCUAUGAAUGACGCGGCUCAAUGUGUCUCCAUAUUAAAUAUACAACUGCAUGUUCUUUUUUUCCUGUCUUUUGAAACCCAAUACUUUUUCCAGUGUUCCAAAACAACUGAUGUAGGAUCUACAGAUUUAGGGCAAGGAAGUGCUAAUGCCAAACACAAGUUGAUUAGUCAUGUCUAGUUAACAUUUUCCCCCAUAUAGUGGCCACAAUAGAGAGUAGCUGGUGACUGUUUGUUUAUUUUUUUUAAUAUUAACAACCUAAUAUUAACUUCUUUUUUUUUUUUUAAUCACCCAAAUUAAUUAAUUUGAUUAAAAUCAAUUUAUAAGCAUGUAUUGUCAUUUUAUCAAAUAAACUCCAAUAAAAAUAGAUAUAAUAGUGUCUGAACUAAAGGAUUUAUCUCAGUAUCUUUCCAAUAGUGUCCAAAUAAAUGUGAUUUAAUUAAAUAUACAAAUAUAUUGUCACAAAUAAAAAGUAGGCUUCACCAUAGUUUUUUUGAAUUAUUUUUUUCCAAAAUAAGUGUUAUUGAAUUAAAUAUAAUGAAUCCAAACAUACUGUAUAUACAUUUUUGAUAAAUAAAAUGAUAAAUGGGUUAUACUUGUAUAACGCUUUUCUACCUUCAAGGUAUUUAAAGUGCUUUGACAGUAUAUCCACAUUCACCCAUUUACACACACAUUCACACACUGAUGGAGGGAGCUGCCAUGCAAGGCGCUAACCAGCACCCAUCACGAGCAAGGAUGAAGUGUCUUGCCCAAGGACACAACGGACGUGACUAGGAUGGUAGAAGGUGGAGAUUUAAGCCCAGUAACCAGCAACCCUCCGAUUGCUGGCACGGCCACUCUACCAACUUCGCCAUGCCAAAUCAAUUAUAUUAUUAGACAUUUUUCAGAAUUUUUUUUAAUUAAUAAAGUAUAUACAUAAAAAACAGCAUAACCAUCCAAACGAAGGCGGUAUUCCCAAUUUGUAUUUUUUUCCAAAGUUGAUUAUAAUUUAUUUUAAAAUGUGUUAUGAAAACAAUAUACAUUUCUUAAAUAAUUUCCCCCUUCUGAUUUUUUUUUAUCAGUUUAAAAUAUAAAACCAAGUAUCUCCAAUUUUGUACCAUUUUGUUUUAUUUUUACAGUUUUUCACAAAUGUAUUACAUUUAGAUAAAAAUAAUCUAUAAAAAAUUAAUUCAAAAGUAUUGAAACAAAAAAAACAAAUAAUAUUUAAUUACCAAAUAAUAAAACAGUGUAUCUCCAUUUUUUGUGUGCAUGUGUUUGUUUGGAUAGAAACAAAAUUGUAAAAACAAGAUUUGUCAUAUAUAAUAUGAUUGAUGAAAAAUAAAAUAUAACAUCUUAGUUAGUGAGAUGUUUAUUCAUUAUUUCAUUAGCGAUAAAAACUCAACGUCAGCAUCAACUUCAGCUUUACAGAUGCCAGGAGGUCAUUACAGGCCACUAUUUGAGGAAAUCUGGAAACUGGGAUUAGAUUAUUUUUGUUUCAGUGUAGGACAAGAUUGAACUAUAUUUAUGUGUAAUUUGAAUUGUAAAAAACAAAAGCAGCAAGCAGUCGCACACUAAAAAGAAAGUAUGGCAAGUUUUAACAAGUGCGUGCACAUUAGACACAAGGGUCUAAUAUUUUUUAGUUUUUAAGUAUGAAUGUUUCUUUUUCAGUGACAUGAGAUGCAUCCAUAGUAAUACUACCAUGGACAUAAUAUUACAUGUUUGUUGUAAAUGUUUGAAAUAAGAGAAAAAAAAUUGUACAUUUGGAUGAUUGUAACUCACAUAACAGAUAAUUAAAAGAUGAUAGCCAGCU